AUGGACGUGAACGUUUUAGGAUCACAUGCCAGCCGGCUUGUUGCUCGAGCUGGUGGUCUACACCCUCCACCAGAAGUUCUCCUCAGUUGGCCCAAACCAAAUUAUGUCGACCCAGAGGAAAGAGGUUGGGGGACACCAAUCGUGCUCAUGGUGUUCUUGGGUAUAUCUUUCCUCGUAUACUGCGCGCGGAUGUGGGCAAGACUGGCUAUAUCAAAGAACACUGGACUGGACGAUAUACUGGUGAGCAUAGCAAUCCUGCCGCUAUUUGGUUUGACCAUUUCCACUGUACUCGGCAUUCGCAUCUAUGGCUUUCAAUGGCACGUCUGGGACCAGACUAGGGAGACCUUAGUCACGACACGAGAAAUCGCCAUGGCAAUCGAACUCAACUACAUGUUAUCGACAACGUUGGUCAAGGUGUCAAUCCUCUGCUUUUACCGCCGUAUUGGCGAUCGUCUUACAAACCAGUUCAUCUACUGGGUCUAUGGUACCAUCGUCUUCUGCAUCGUCUACGGAAUCGUCUUUACCUUCGCCAUCGUCUUCACAUGUACACCAGUAGUGGGAUUCUUCCGCCUCUUCGACAUCGCCUGGAGACUGCAGCAUGAGUUGACAUGCCGCAACGAGGGCGCCCUGAUUGUCGCAUGCGCAGCCAUCUCGUCCGUACAAGAUUUCGUCAUCUGCAUGCUACCAAUACUCUUGAUUUGGAACCUGAAGAUUGGCAAGCGUCAGAAAAUGGGGUUGUGCGCCAUCUUUGGCUUGGGAAUGAUAACAUGUAUCUGUGGUAUUCUGCGCACGUUCUACGCCACAAAGCUUUACUACUUCACCUACGAUAUCACCUGGACAGCAUACUCUGGUUGGGUUUGGACAACACUCGAAGCCCAACUAGCUGUCAUCUGCGCCUCAGGUCCCUCACUCAAGGUCUUCUUUAUCCGCUACUUUGGCACAGAUACCACAAGGGUCGGAUACUCUCAGACUGGCACACCAAGCAAGUCCUUUGGCCCGUCAUCAAAAACGAGGUCCGUUGGAUUUGACGCGAAGAUAUCCCAACACUCAGCGCAGCAAUCGCAAUGCACUGCUGGUUCGAUUUGCGACGAUGUCCCGCUGGAGGGCAUUCAUAUCAAUCAUAAGUUGGAUGUCAAGGUAGAAGAAAGGGAUGAUUGUAGUCAAGUCAGCUUCGCCAGUACGAAGGCUCUCACCGCUUUACCAAUGCCGACACAGCCAGGGUGGCGGGGAAGGGCAGAUUGGGUCGAUGGCUGCAGGACGGUCUGCGCGGCGCUCCGUCCUGGUAGCAGAGGCACGUCAGGGAGUCGCAGCCGGACUCGUGAGGGUGACGUCGAGGCUGGCAGCGCAUUUUGA
Molecule: messenger RNA, 1353 nt
Organism: Alternaria burnsii
Lineage: Eukaryota; Fungi; Ascomycota; Dothideomycetes; Pleosporales; Pleosporaceae
Exons: 5
Coding region: 1-1353 (450 amino acids)
Source: RefSeq, a predicted model, not a curated record